Colletotrichum costaricense is the source of this 1605-nucleotide messenger RNA. RefSeq names its product RhoGAP domain-containing protein. Lineage: Eukaryota; Fungi; Ascomycota; Sordariomycetes; Glomerellales; Glomerellaceae. The record is from RefSeq and is a predicted model, not a curated record. Gene Ontology annotation, biological process: signal transduction. The transcript is spliced from 4 exons. The coding region runs from base 1 to 1605 and encodes 534 amino acids.
AUGCAGCCUUACGACAAUGAUCAAUCACUAUCAUCGGGCCUGUCUCGGGACAUCGAGACUGGCACCAUCGAAAGCCAGACCGUUAGCACUGCGCCAACCAGUACUGCGCCUCUUCAACUACCCAUCACGACCUCUGUGCUGCCAUCAAGGGCCGAUCCUCAACCGCUAGCCACAUCAGGUACUCUUCCUGCUUUGGUCACUGGAGAUGGUCGACGGAGCAGGGCUCUUCCAAGCAGCGCGACAUGGACUUCUUCUGUCGGGGACCUGGCCCUGUUAUCAGACACAGACGAGAUUCAGGACCGUCGAAUAUUUGUACAGGACUACAAUCGGUUGGCCAAGAAACAAGGAAUUCGAGUAUUGUCGGUGGAUGGCUUCGAGGGAGGACGACAUGCACUGCCAGCCAUUAUGACUGAGAAACGGAGGUGGUGGUCUCGAGUACUCCGUUCAACAUCAUCAGGGCAACCGCCUACCUCGCGAGGAGCACCCCACGGAGUCCGUCACAAGCGAAGCGUCAGCGACAUUGCCCUACAAUUGGUACACUCUCGCAAACCUGAACCCAAGAUCCUCGAUCUACAGGCCAUGGUUCGACUGAGUGGGAAGAGCCUUUUGCAUCUCCCUGCCGACUAUGCUAUUGGCUCACUUGUUGUGCCGACUUGCUUCAGGGCAACUGCCCAAUACUUGGCUCAAUAUGGAUCUGUUACACGCGGUGUAUUCCGCAUUCCCGGUUCGCUGCGCGUUGUCAAUGCAAUAUUCGACUACUACUGCUACGAAAAGCCGGGAGAAGAAGUCACAAGUACCAUACGUUGCCCUACUUUGCCAUCACAUAUCAAUGCCGGUGCACAAGAUGUAGCUUCAGCUUUCAAAAAACUGCUAUCUGUACUCCCGGGUGGCAUCCUUGGCUCUCUCACCCUUUUUGACGCAUUGGUCGCGAUUCACACUCAGCUUCGUGGGGAGCAAGAACUCAGCAGAACAAAAGAAUCCAAGCUUCGUGCUAGACUCAUUGCCAUGGCUAUUGGGACCAUCAAUUCUCACUUUCGUCGGGAGCUUAUUUGCGCUGUAUUUGGUCUUCUUUCCCUUAUUGGACGUGCUGCUGAGACAGCAGCUCGUGAAGAUGAGCAGGGCCGGCCACUUCCAACGUCAGAUUUGAUGGGAUACGCAGCUUUGGGGAUCGUAUUCGGUCCUCUCCUGGUCGGCAAUUUGCUCGACUCCUAUACAAUGAAGCUCGCAAAUCCUUCUUCGGGCUUGCUGCUUUUCCCCCUUACCCCGCCGCGUUUGAAAAGGGAACGACAGCGAAAGAGCACUAUCCAAGACAAUACAGAUUCCAUGUCUGUUGACAAAAUUCGCGUGGCAAACGACAUCACCGAGAUGCUCAUCUCAAAUUGGAGAGAGGUGGUGCGCAAUAUGAAAGGCUUGUCGAGUUUCCGGGGGCCAAAUGAAGAUCUAGAAAGCACGAGUCGUCGGAAAUUUCUUCGUUCAUCAAACUCUGACUCUCUGGCCGUCGGAUUGCCUAGAGGCUGGAGGAGCAAGCACUCUUCGCCACGAUCUUCCAUCAACCAACAUAGGUCGAAAUCACCCGUUACUCCAACACCGGCGCCUAGUAAGUAG